AUGGAGGACGAGUGGCGUACGGACGACUUGGCUCCGCAAGAGGAUCUGAAAAUCACGCCGCAGGACAUUGAUGUGGACGUGACAGAAGGUGUGAACGAGGUUCCUAUGGACGAGGGAGAAGAGGCUGAGACGCACGACCCGGAAGAAGAGUUUCAGGACGAUUCCAUCGCGGCAUUUUACUCGCACCGCAAGUCUGUGUUCUGUGUCGCGCUUCAUCCUAAGUUCCCUAACCCGCCUCUCUCCGUGAGUGGCGGUGAAGACGAUGCUGCCUGGAUUUGGAAUACGAUUGAUGGCACAGAGGUAGCCCACCUGACGGGCCACGCAGACAGUGUCAUUGCGGUGGCGUUCAGUCACGAUGGCGAGAUGGUCGCGACAGGUGGCCUGGAUGGUCGUGUGCGUCUAUGGCGCCGCCAUGGAUCGGGCCAUGAAUGGUUCCACUGGGAAUUUCUAACCAACCUCGAGGGUCCCUCGGAGAUUGUGUGGCUGACAUGGCAUCCACGCGGCCCUGUGCUCGUGGCUGGCUCCUCCGACACGACGAUCUGGAUGUGGAAGUUGCCAUCGGGAGCCGAAAUGAAUGUAUUCAAUGGCCAUACCGGCUCUGUGACCUGUGGCCGCUUCACGCCGGAUGGCCGAAAGCUCGUCACAGGCAGCGAUGAUGGCUCGCUGAUUGUAUGGGAUCCUGCCACGGCUGCGCCCUUGGCGAAGCUCAAGGAUACGGAUGCCCGGUUUGCUCUGGAUGGGGGAAUUACGUCGCUGUGCAUCAGUCCUGACAACAAGCUGGUCGUCGUUGGUGGUGCCGCUGGUGGUGUGCGUGUGGUGAGCAUUGCCAACAUUGACAACGGCGCGCCGGCCCAAGUGGUUGCUGCCUUGGAUGGCCAUGACGAAGGCGAGAGCAUUGAGACGGUGGAAUUCAUUGAUCUUGUGCCAGCUAACACACCUGGUACGUUCGCCGGUCCUACUUCGCGCACGUCGACGCACGUUGUGACUGCCUGCACGGAUGGUCGCGUGAUUGCCUGGGACUUGACGCAGGGCAAAAUGCGUGGCGAGGCACGUCAUGAGUCGGCUGUGACCAAGCUGAUUGUCCAUCCCAAUACACCGCUGUUCACCACCAGCUCGAUGGACCACCGUCUUCGCACGUGGGACGCACGUACCAUGCAGCUCCUCGCUACGCAGCAUGGCUUCACCGAUGGCGUUCUCGAUGUCGCUGUAGGCAUUGACGAUGGCAUUACGCAGGGCAUGGAAUCGGGCGGUAUUGGCGCGUACGUGGACCCUUCGCAGUCGAAGGGCUACAAGCUGAUCGGCGCAGGCGAUGAAGGCGUCGCGCUUGUGUUCCGCCUGCAAUAA
This is a messenger RNA of Malassezia pachydermatis, 1344 nucleotides long. Its product is annotated as wd40 repeat-like protein. The record is from RefSeq and is a predicted model, not a curated record. Gene Ontology annotation, molecular function: protein binding. Bases 1 to 1344 code for a protein of 447 amino acids. NCBI's taxonomy places the organism in Eukaryota, Fungi, Basidiomycota, Malasseziomycetes, Malasseziales, Malasseziaceae. The transcript has a single exon.